AUGUGUGAUGCUUACACGUCGGCUGGGAAUCCAAUUCCAACCAACAAGAAGCACAACGUUGCUAAGAUCUUCAGCAACUCCAAAGUUGCCUCUGAGGAGCCUUGGUAUGGGAUUGAGGAAGAAUACACAUUGAUGCAAAAGGGUGUGAACUGGCCUAUUGGUAUUGGCAUCUCUGGUGUCAAUGGAGAAGUCAUGCCUGGACAGUGGGAGUUCCAAGUCGGUCCAGUUGAGGGUAUUAGUGCUGGUGAUCAAGUCUGGGUCGCUAGAUACCUUCUCGAGAGGAUCACUGAGAUCUCUGGUGUAAAUUUCAGCUUCGACCCAAAACCAGUCCCGGUUAGUGUCUCUUUACCACACUCUCUCAACACUUUCUUCAUCACGAAGUCGAUGAGGAACAACGGAGGAUUAGCAGUGAUAAAGAACGCGAUAGAGAAGCUUCAGGUGAAGCACAAGGAGAACAUUGCUGCGUACGGUGAAGUGUAUGGUGAGAGUGUCCACGAGAGGAUCACUGAGAUCUCUGGUGUAAAUUUCAGCUUCGACCCAAAACCAGUCCCGUGCAACUACAGCACGAAGUCGAUGAGGAACAACGGAGGAUUAGCAGUGAUAAAGAACGCGAUAGAGAAGCUUCAGGUGAAGCACAAGGAGAACAUUGCUGCGUACGGUGAAGGCAGCGAGCGUCGUCUCACGGGGAAGCACGAGACCGCAUACAUCAACACGUUCUCUUGGGGAGUGGCGAACCGUGGAGCUUCGGUGAGAGUGGGACGAGACACUGAGAAGGAAGGCAAAUGUUACUUCGAAGACAGAAGGCCAGCUUCUAACAUGGAUCCUUAUGUCGUUACGUCCAUGAUCUGAACCACCAUCCUCGGUUAAUCAGUCAUGCACGUUUUAAUGUUUUGGUUUUCUCCGGUCUGGUUUUCAAUUUGUGAACUUAUGUGCUUGUGAUUGCAGUCUAUUUAGGUUUAAAUAAUUCUUAUGACGACA
Molecule: messenger RNA, 978 nt
Organism: Brassica rapa (field mustard)
Lineage: Eukaryota; Viridiplantae; Streptophyta; Magnoliopsida; Brassicales; Brassicaceae
Product: glutamine synthetase cytosolic isozyme 1-3-like
Cellular component (GO): cytoplasm
Molecular function (GO): glutamine synthetase activity
Source: RefSeq, a predicted model, not a curated record